Molecule: messenger RNA, 939 nt
Organism: Melampsora larici-populina 98AG31
Lineage: Eukaryota; Fungi; Basidiomycota; Pucciniomycetes; Pucciniales; Melampsoraceae
Exons: 4
Coding region: 1-939 (312 amino acids)
Source: RefSeq, a predicted model, not a curated record
AUGAGUGCAGAGGAAUCACAACGUAUUGCCUGCCAAGCGCUUCAAGCUUAUAGCUCGACUCCUGGCACUCAAGACGAAACGCCGAGUGUCAUUUCUAUUCUUUCCUCCUACCAGAGAGAUGGAAAUGGUGACGCUGGCUUGUUGCUGGCCAUCUUGGAAGCCAAAAGGAUGGAGGACGAGCGACUUGCUGCCCGCGAUAAUCUUGAGGCUGCAAGGCUUAGAGCUCAACAUCCUCUUCGGCCCUCGCUGAACAUGCCUUCUAGUCCGCCGGCACCGAGCGACAUGGCUAUCUGUGUCGCAUCAUUGCCAGAACCAGUGGCACAUGUUAAGCCAGUUGAUGGAACGGUACGACCUCACACCUCAGCUUCAACACCAUCAACCUCGUGUCCGGUUGCAUCGACAAAUAGUAAAAAAAGAUGUCGAGAAUCACCAAAAGACAAAAUUUCCAGUCAUGAAACCGUAACACGGCAGGAUGUAAACGCUGCCUUAUUGGCCAAGAUCGCUCGCUCCGACGUCACCAACCCAAAGCGUCCAACAACAUCUUUGCCAGCUUCGAUUCCCAGCUCAAGCAUCCCUAAGCGCCUCCCUCGUCGGAGACCAAUCUCUUCAUCAUCCAUUCGAGCUCCUAGUAGUUCUUCUGGCCACUCGCCACUAGCUAAUACACCUGAAGGCUCGCCAAUUUCUCAUCAUGCCUCACCACCUACAUUAACACCAACAUGUGACUCUGCCCAGCUACCAGCCAAGGACUUGACGACUGAAGGAGUAGCUGAACAAGAAAUUCACGUAUGGCUUAGAGUCAAAGCACAGAUUGCGACUGGGCUCGAGGAUGAGAAAAAUGAAGAGAUCUGCCACAUUUGGGAACUCGCCAGGAGUGUGAUGUCCUCGGCGCAUAUCGCACAUGCUCCCGACCUCUACAAUUUCGAGUCCUCAUGGGUUUGA